GCUGAUCCCGUCCAGAGCUCCAUCGGUUCGCCGAGUCCCCCGCGUUCGGAGGCUUUUUGACCGGGAGAGAGGAUGCACGUGCGGGCGAUAUUGCUGUUGGCUUGCGUCGCCGCGGCGCUCGCGGCUGAAGAGAGCUGUGUUGGCCGGUGUAACUCUGGUUUUGACUCGAAGACGAAAUGUCAGUGCGACUCCAUGUGCGGCUACUACAGGAGCUGCUGUGUGGACUACGAGACUACCUGCAGCAACAAGGUAACCCGGGGCGACACGUUUCACGACCCCGAACAGGACUACGACACCGACGUACAGAACGUCAGCGCCACAGCUGGCCCCAGGGCCUCCACUUCCUGGCCCAGAUUCACCACAGCUGGCCCCAGGGCCUCCACUUCCUGGCCCAGGUUCACCACAGUGGGCCCCAGGGCCUCCACUUCCUGGCCCAGAUUCACCACAGCGGGCCCCAGAAUCCCGGUUUCUGGCCCAGAUUCAGCACAGCGGGCCCCAGGAACACCCCGCCGUGGCCCCACCAGCCGGCGAGUACUUCUUGAGUUGGACGAGAAGUCCGUGUUGCCGGGAUACCCCAAACUCAUCAAGGACGUGUGGGGCAUCUCUGGGCCAAUCGACGCGGCUUUCACCCGCAUCAACUGCCAGGGAAAGACCUACAUCUUCAAGGGAAAUAAGUACUGGCGGUUUGAGGACGGCGUGCUGGACGAGGACUUCCCUCGCGACAUCUCCAUGGGCUUCCAGAACAUUCCGAAGGACGUGGACGCUGCCUUCGCCAUCCCUGCCAGCAGCCACCGCGGCAAAGAGAAGGUGUACUUCUUCAAAGGUGAUCAGUACUAUCAGUACGAGUUCAAGAAUCAGCCGACCCUGCAGAGUGUGCGCAGAUGUCCAAAGACUCCCCCUCCGUCCUCUUCCACAGUACACUGACCUGUACUGCGACCAAUGGACCGACGUCUUCGACCUGCUC
This is a messenger RNA of Anguilla anguilla (European eel), 964 nucleotides long. RefSeq names its product vitronectin-like. Gene Ontology annotation, molecular function: scavenger receptor activity; extracellular matrix binding; polysaccharide binding. Lineage: Eukaryota; Metazoa; Chordata; Actinopteri; Anguilliformes; Anguillidae. The transcript has 7 exons. Gene Ontology annotation, biological process: cell-matrix adhesion; immune response; cell adhesion mediated by integrin. Bases 73 to 924 code for a protein of 283 amino acids. The record is from RefSeq and is a predicted model, not a curated record.